AUGGGUUUCGUUCACUUAAGCCCACAUGAUAGCGAGCUUGAGGCAGCGAGUGUGGUACUAGAGUUCCGCAGACCCGGACGCAUCACGUGGUGCCUGCCUAUAGUUUGUGUGUACCGACCCCCGUCGUCAAGAGUAGGAUUCUGGGAACAGUUUACUAGCUAUAUUGAUGAUGUGACUCGCCAAAUCAAGCAUGGUUCGCUAUGCAUUCUAGGAGAUCUAAAUGUAGACUGUUUAUCCGAUCCACUUCCUUCCCACUUCAGAGAUAUGUGUGCUGCCCACAAUGUUCGUAAUGUAGUGGCUGAGCCAACCAGAUUCCGUUCCACGUCUUGUUUGGAUGUAAUCUGCAUUACUAGCGAUAUCACUGCUGUUAAUGUGAAUGUCAUCCCAGAUCCCAUUAGUGAUCACUUUGCUGUAAAGGCUUGUCUUGAAAUAGGAAGCCAGGUGGACAGACCACAACGUAUCCGUGUCAGAACUCGAAAGAAGCCUCUCUCCACACUUGACUUUGAAGAGAUGUCAGAAAGAAUUGGUUCAGCCCUCACGGAGACUGGAAACAAAAUCACCGCUGACACUACUGUUGAUGACCUUGCAGACAAAUGGCAUGGCAGCAUUAAUGAUGUCCUGGACGAGCUAGAUCCACAUGUAGUGAAAAACAUUCAACUGAUUAAGCGAUCGCCAAAGCCAUGGAUUACUCGAGAAGCUACGUCUCUCCUUGCACGGCGACAGUACCUCCACCGUCGAGUCAGAAAGAAAGGAUCAAACGAUUCGGCCCUUUUAGAAGAAUACCGUCGGGUGCGGCGGGAAGGAACGCUAUUGAACAGACGUCUCCGCUCCAGGUAUUACCAGAAUGAAUUUAUGUCGGUGAAGAAACAGCCCCGGAACCAAUGGGUCCUGAUGAAUGCAUUGCUCCGCAGAAAGGCUAAGGACAGUGGCGAAGGAAUCGACCACAAAGGAGUCUCACAGGUUUUCCAACAAAUUGUCACUGAUCCUGAUAGGUUGCCACUUCUCUGUCCAUUCGGUUCACAUCGCCAGCCGUCAAUGUUAUCCAUACCGCAGCCUACAGUCACCAACAUCUUGAAGAUUCUUCGCACUCUGAACGUGCACAAGGCUCCGGGGCCGGACAGAAUACCCUCGAUCCUGUUUAAGAAUUGCCAUGAAGUUCUAGCAGGCUCACUGUGUGCAAUAUUCAAGGCAUCCAUUGAGGAGAGCAAGUUUCCAGCUUUGUUCAAACACGCAUCCGUCAGAGCCCUUUUCAAAGGCGGAGACCGCUCAGAGCCGCGAAACUUCCGACCCGUCUCUCUCUUGCCCAUUGCUAGUAAGGUCCUGGAGAAGCAUGUAUAUCGCCAGCUUACUCACCUCCUACUGGAGAAUCCCACCAUCAUCCCGCCACAACAAUUUGCGUACAGACGGCAUCAUUAA
Molecule: messenger RNA, 1416 nt
Organism: Sycon ciliatum
Lineage: Eukaryota; Metazoa; Porifera; Calcarea; Leucosolenida; Sycettidae
Exons: 1
Coding region: 1-1416 (471 amino acids)
Molecular function (GO): catalytic activity
Source: RefSeq, a predicted model, not a curated record